GUUCAUAUCAGCAGACUCUUUCAUCCGGUAGCUCCAACGAGCUCCUCUUUGAAGGGUUUGAGUCUAGCCUCCCCCUGAAACUCCUUCGCGCCUGCAUUACCGCCGUUGUCAUUUAGCACAGGACUCACGCUGUACAUUUUGCAAUCUUUCUUGUUACCACAAGCCUUGAAGGAUGUCUUUUUGCAAGAGCCAAGUCGAUGUUGAAAUGGAAGAUGUAUCCGCCCCCCCCGGACCUGUUAGCCAGGCAUCAAUUCAAAUGAGUGCUACGCAGGAGCAUCAAGGCAGAACCGGGUUGGAGCAUACUUUCCCUAUCGAGCAACACGGCAUCUGCAUGAGGGGACUGGUUCAGGCGAUGAAGCUCGAUGCCCAAAAGCAGGAGCAACUUGUCGAGGUCAUCGCCUGUGUUCUGGAUUGCACUGUUGCACGGAACGAUUCGAAUGGAAGGAAGUCGGACCUGGUGGCUUUCGAAGGAAGUCAUGCUCCCAUCGCAGCCUCUGCAUAUGUCCGGCGCAUCAACAGAUAUGGUGGGUGCAGCCCGUGCUGCUUUGCUGUGGGUUUAAUGUACCUCGAACGGUUGAAGAGGAGGAACCACAGUGUAUGUUUGAACUCCUGCAACUUCCAGAGGCUGUACCUGGUGGCAGUGAUGACUGCUGCGAAGUUCUUGGACGACUUCUACUACUCCAACAAGCACUGGGCUGAGGUUGGUGGGAUCAGCCUGCAGGAGCUGAACUGCCUCGAGCUCGAGUUUCUGUUCCGGAUGGGGUUCGGCCUGAACAUCACCCGCGAGGAUUACGAGUCUUACUUCACGAUGCUCGUUGGUAAUGGAAGCCCGGCCGCACAGGGUCAGGCAGCAAAUGCUCAGGGAAAGAAGGAGGAUGGGAUGGGCCACAAGGCCCUUUCAUGGUGCGAUGUGACCAAUGCGAUCACAAGCAUGGCCCACUGAAAAGUUGGGCUUGUGAGCACAGCAACGAAUGGAUCAGACGAACAAAUGACCCCAAGGGAAUGUUCAACUAAGAGGACCUCUAACACAGUCUUCUACCUCUGUCACAUUACCACAAAUUGUACUCGACACUCGACACUUGUCCACCAUGAUCUUGAAGUGGUAAAGACUUACCACUCUCAACCCUCUUCAGCUUCGUAGCCUUCAUAAUGUAUUCUUUUCUUUUUUUUAAGGUUAGGUCAUCAAUGUAUUUCAAAAAGUCAAUAAAAAGUUUCAUUACUCAUG
Guillardia theta CCMP2712 is the source of this 1225-nucleotide messenger RNA. RefSeq lists its product as hypothetical. Lineage: Eukaryota; Cryptophyceae; Pyrenomonadales; Geminigeraceae. Gene Ontology annotation, molecular function: protein kinase binding. Bases 206 to 943 code for a protein of 245 amino acids. Gene Ontology annotation, biological process: regulation of cyclin-dependent protein serine/threonine kinase activity. The record is from RefSeq and is a predicted model, not a curated record. The transcript has a single exon.